AAUCCUUCCAGCAUAGACUAUCUGUGCUUCAUAAAUGGUUACCACCGCUGUCGGCCGUUUGAAGGCCGUUUCCCUUGUUAAACUUCAACUCGAAGGGUGACUUUAUCUCUUAAUUAUUCUCCUUCAGCCGGCAGCAUCCUCACAGGCGCUGGAGAAAGAGGAAGAGCAGACAGACGGAUUAAAGUUGGAGCGGUUAAAGGAAUGAAGAUACCUGCCAUGACGGAGCGGAUAAAGUGGAAGAGAUAAAUAACACUGGGGAGACACACACGGACACAGAACAAGCAGCCCUUCUGCCUCCGUUAUGGAGCAAGAAGCUGCAGCUCGGGAGGAUGCAGACUCACAGCUGAUGUACAGGAUUGAGCGCCCAGUCUAUGAUGAAGACUUCAUCCGGUCGCAACUUCUCAACCCCAAAGAAAACUCUAGCACCCUUCGACAGAGGCUGGCAUACAAAUGCAGGUGUUCUUCCGAGAAGGCCAAGGCAACGGCUUUGAGCUUUCUGCCUAUUCUAUCAUGGCUGCCAGCCUAUCCAGUCAAGGAGUACCUGUUUUCGGACGUGGUCUCCGGUCUCAGCACAGGAGUUGUGCAGCUCCCUCAAGGUCUAGCCUAUGCUAUGCUGGCUGCUGUGCCCCCAGUGUAUGGUCUGUACUCGUCAUUCUACCCGGUCCUGCUCUACACCUUCUUUGGCACGUCCAGACACAUAUCCGUAGGCACCUUUGCCGUGAUAAGUCUGAUGAUCGGGGGUGUUGCAGUGAGGGAGGCCCCAGACUCCAUGUUUUACGUCCCGCAUGGCAAUGGAUCCAACACGUCUCUAAUCCUGGACGUGGAGGCUCGUGAUGCCAGGAGGGUGCAGGUGGCAGUUGUUCUUACAACCCUGGUGGGAAUCAUCCAGUUUGUUCUAGGUCUUCUCAGGUUUGGUUUUGUGGCUAUCUACCUCACAGAGCCCCUGGUGCGAGGCUUCACUACAGCAGCAGCAGUGCACGUCGUCGUCUCCCAGCUCAAGUACCUGCUGGGGGUGAAAACUCAGCGCUUCGCUGGCCCCCUCUCUGUUAUUUAUAGCAUCAAGGCGGUACUCAGCGACAUCACAAGCACCAAUGUCGCCACUCUCAUCCUGGGCCUCGUGUGCCUCGUCUUCCUGUACGGGGUCAAAGACCUCAACGAGCGUUUCAAGAAGAAGCUGCCCAUUCCCAUUCCUGGAGAGAUUAUCGUGGUCAUUGUGUCAACAAGCGUUUCUUUUGGACUGUCCUUAUCUGACGACUACAAAGUGGACGUGGUUGGGAAGAUCCCAACGGGGCUUCUCCCUCCUGCUGCCCCAGAGUUCUCUCUGUUACCCAAUUUGGUCACAGACUCCUUCGCUGUCGCAAUUGUAGGAUUCUCAAUGGGAAUCUCACUCGCCAAGAUCUUUGCCCUGAAGCACGGCUACAGCGUGGACGGGAACCAGGAGCUGAUCGCCCUGGGCCUGUGUAACUUUAUUAGCUCUUUCUUCCAAACCUUCGCCAUCACUUGCUCCAUGUCAAGGAGUCUGGUACAGGAGAGCACCGGUGGAAAAACACAGAUUGCAGGGCUGCUAGCGUCCCUCAUGGUGCUGCUGGUGGUGGUGGCCAUCGGUUUCGUCUUCCAGCCGCUCCCACAGACUGCACUGGCUGCCAUCAUCAUGGUCAAUCUGUUGGGGAUGUUCAAACAGUUCAGAGACAUUCCCGGUCUGUGGAAGACCAGCAAGAUCGAACUGGCCAUCUGGCUGGUGGCCUUCAUAGCGUCUGUGCUGCUGGGACUGGAUUAUGGCCUCUUGGUUGCCAUCGCAUUCGCCAUACUAACAGUCAUCUACAGAACACAGAGCCCUAAAAAUUCCAUCCUGGGCCAUGUUCCCGGCACAGGGCUGUACUGUGAUGUGGAUGAGUAUGAAGAGGCAGCUGAAUAUGAAGGGAUUAAGAUUUUCCACUCCAACUCUUCAAUCUACUUUGCCAACAGUGACCUUUAUGUGAACGCCCUCAAGGAGAAGACGGGAGUUAACCCUGAUCACUUGCAAGCUGCCCAGAAAGCCCGAAAUAAACGUAAGGAGAAGGCAAACGGCACCAACAACUCUCCACUGAAGAUGUGUGCAAAGUAUAACGAGAGAGGAGUGACACAUGAGGUUUUGUCCCUUAACCACGUGGCAGAAGAGCAAAAAGGCCAGACAGGACACAGCAGCAGCGAAUCACUCUCAGAGGAGAUGGUUUUCAUUGGUCCCCUCAGUGCUGUCCACACCAUCAUCCUGGACUGGACGCCUGCCAGCUUCAUCGACUCUGUGGGGGCCAAAGCCAUCAAACAGGUUAUUAAGGAAUACGCAGCUGUGGACGUUCAAGUUGUCAUAGCCGGCUGCAGCAGAAACCUACUGUCUGAGCUGGACACCUUACAGUUUUUCACCGAGGCCAUGACUCCAGAGAUGAUGUUUCCCACCGUCCACGACGCUGUACUGCGCUGUCAGCGCUCCCAUCCCAAGCCACUCCAACCUGACAGGAGAUGACACCUGAGGGUCCUGAGGGAGACGGCAGAUGUGCUGAACAAUCGUUCAUAUUGAAUAGAGUGUUUGUAGUACAGGUGGAUGCUUUUUGAAGCACACCCGAUGAGUCUGACAAAGUUGAUGUAAAGCUGCCAAGGGCAGCGAGAUACAAGGAGGUUUAAUGAGGCUUUUAUCCAAUCAGAAACUCAGGCCUGAGUUUCCAGCUGACAUUCCCACAGCCUUAUUCCCCUCUGGGAUUGUUUAGAGUUGCACUUUUUAAGUCUUUUUGUAGUUGUGUUUAACUUGAAUCAUCACUGUUUUCAAGGUUUGUUUAGAGAUAGUUGGAUUAUUUUAAAGUGGGGUUGUAUGAGAAAAACUACUUUUAAUAAACCAACAAGAGAUUUGACCAGAUUACAGUUAACAAAAAUGCAGCAUCAUGAGGACACAGACAAAACUGUUUAGAGUUGAUUAAUAUCCCCUGCCAUUUAGGACUGCAUUCUGCAGUUAUGUUUUCAUAAUUACACAUUUUUAAAUCAACCGCCUCUUUAAUAGCAUUUCUGGGUAGAUAUAUUUUAUGUUUUUAGGAUUCUGGUCACACUGACAUAAAAAUUAACAAAUUACAGCAUCAGUACAUUGUUUAACUUCUGUCAGUACUCCAUCUACUGUAGGAAAUAUGCUGACUAUGGAUAGCUCCCUCAUACAACCCCAUUUCAAUAAAUCUAUGAAAAUAUUAAUGUAGAGUAAGCGGCUGCUGUCUAAAUGACCUUGUUAGAAAUAUUCCUGCUUGUGGUGAAAACUUCUGUGAAACUGCUGAGAAGCUGCCAGUCAUCAUGCUGGAAUAAGUUGUUUAUGGUUACUGAGAAGUUGUGUUCUGAUGGUAUUCUAUUUCCAGCCGUAUUUCUGUGUAAUUGUGUAUUUAAGCCAGCGAAAGCUAUCAAUGGUCAAGCUCCAGUAUAAGGUGUUUAUUGUACACUGCUGUUUUAUUCUUCAUUACAGCAUAACAAAUGUUUUCCUAUUUUUUUUUUUUAACAAAGCUGUAGCUGUGCGGUUACUGUAAAACACAGGAUGCCUUUAAUGUUUCUAUGUGGUUGUUUUACAUUUAACAGAAUCACUGAGGCUGAAAUCUGGAAUAAACUUUAUUUAAGUGAACAACAAUGACAACAAAA
Molecule: messenger RNA, 3642 nt
Organism: Centropristis striata (black sea bass)
Lineage: Eukaryota; Metazoa; Chordata; Actinopteri; Perciformes; Serranidae
Gene: slc26a5
Product: solute carrier family 26 member 5
Exons: 18
Coding region: 302-2500 (732 amino acids)
Biological process (GO): transmembrane transport
Cellular component (GO): membrane
Molecular function (GO): oxalate transmembrane transporter activity; bicarbonate transmembrane transporter activity; chloride transmembrane transporter activity
Source: RefSeq, a predicted model, not a curated record